CCCAUUUCCUUCUCUCACCUUAUCCCCUUACUGUCCAUCACCUCCCUCUUGUGCCCUUUUCUUUUUUCCAUGGGUUUCUGAUCAGAAGGAAAAGUGUGUAUGGAACCGGAGGAAAUAGCAGAGGGCUCAUUCUGCUACGCACUUCAACGAAUAACUCAGUGCUGUAUUGGAGUUUGGCUUCCAAAUGUGCAGCUCAGCUUCAGCUGGAAUCUUGUUGGAGCAGAGGUGCAAUAAUGCGGCAAGGAAGAUCAAGAGUGGAGUUGGAGUGAUCAUGUAGAUUUGUCUGACACCUGUAUACAUUGGGAUUAUGUCUCUGGUGGAUCCAGUAAUUUGAAUCAUGAUUUGCAUGGAGUUAGGAAACAAAGGAGAAGGUUUUAUAUUCUUCCAUAUAUAAGAAGAAAGAAUUGAAUCCAAAGAGUCAAAAGAAAGAUUUAGGAAUAAAAACAGGCACAGCUUGAAAAAGGUGUAUAAAUUCAGCACUGCCUUACUAUGGCUGGGAAAAGAACAAAAGCUUUUGCACAAGAGACGCAGAAGAUGAAUCCCCAGUCUCUUUGGAUUCAAUCAGUGACUUCCUUAAGCAGCAAAAUUCAGAAUUUUCUGAGGAGUUUCAACGACUUAAUGGCAAAUUGGAUACAAUCCAACAAACCUUACCUGAGCAUGCGAAUCGAAUUCAGGAAAAUACUGCAAAACUGGCGACACUUAAAGAUAUUGAAGAUACAGUUGUUAUGAAUGUACCACAGCUCUGAGGGGCCGAAGGGUGCGGGGUAGCCCCCUCCUUUUUGAGAAUUGCAGGACCGCUAUUGAUUUGGGUCAGGAGACCCAGGAAAUGAGAGAGAGACAUUUGGAAUGUCUUGACCCCCCGGCGAUAUAAAGCUACAGAAAAUGGCCAUUGUCUCUUGGAGAUGGAAUUGUGUAUUAAAAUACUGUGCUUCGUGGAAGCCCUCAGGCAAAGUGGGCUGGUUGAGGGUGGGAUUGCAUCAUCCCAACCUGAUUGACAUCUGAGACCCUGUGAGCCAGGAUUAAGGAGGGUCUGUGGGAACAGCCCCUCAGACGCACCAGAAGAAACGUUAGCGAUCCCGUAAUAGCAAAAGCCGGUGGGGAGGCCACGUGCGUUUGGUUCCAUUUGCCCUGGAAUCGGUGUGCCUUUACCACGGAAGAACGGUUUUUAGCUAACAAUGGGGAAAUCAACUCCGAACGACUCUGGAAGGAUUAACAUCAUAAAAGGACUGGGCAAGUUUUAACCCGUUUUUCUCUCAAACCAAAACGCUGCAGCUUGAAUGAACUAAAGUGACUUUUGUAUUUCCAUCGGACAAUACAUUAUCCCCUAGACAACGAUAGAGCUAUUCCUUAUUGAUUAUUAUUAUACCCGCGCUUUUAGAGUUAGUAUUGACGAUGUAUAUUAUCUGUAUGUUUACAUUGAUAUUAUUUUGUGUAUUUUUAUCAAUAAAUACUGUUAAAAAUAGUACCAUCAGACUUCAACGGACCUCUCUAUCUUUGCUGGUAAGUGACCCAGUUACGGGAUACGUAACAACUUGGGGUUCUCGUCUCAGGAUUUGACACCAAAUUGGGGGGGGGGCAGUGAAUCGGGCUUGUAAGUCCAAACUUGGAUCUGGUUACACGGGUAGCCAGACGGGAAACCAGCAAAGAUGGACGUGGGUGAAUUUAUAGAAAACCCGACUCUGGAGGCGCUAGAGGCGGCCACCAAAUCAGACUUCAUAAAUUUGGCGAAGGGGUUAAACCUCGCAGAGGUGAGGUUGUCAAUGAAAAAGAGGGAGGUGCGAAAGGCAAUAACUCAGUAUUAUAUUGGGAAGAAUGUGUUUGCAGCUGAGGUGUUGGAAAAUAUCCCUGAAAAGGUACCAGCUAGUGGGACGGCUCAGUUAGAGUUGGAGAAAUUAAGGUUGGAACAUGCAAUUAAGGUAAAGCAGCUGAGAAGGAGAAUGAAAGAGCCGAGAGAGAGAGAGAGCAUGCGCUCCAGCUAAAGGAGUUAGAAGUGAAACGGGAGCAGGAAAGAGCUGAGAAACAAAGGAAGCAUGAAAUUCAGUUAAAACAGCAAGAAGCAGAUGAGAAAGAGAAAGAGAGAGAGAGAGCCGAGAAGGAGAGAGCAGUUUAAAUCAGGCCAGUAUCGAUUUGGCCGAGACGUUCUUACCGACCCUGUACCAAUAGGGUUUAGAGGGUGGUAAAAUGAAGAGUAGUAAAGUGAAAGAGAGUAAGGGAGAGGAGGUAGACCUGCCCUUAGCGAGGAGAAAAGUUCUAGAGGCAGGAGAUAAAGAUGAGAACCAGAUAGAGCUGUUAAAAGGUCCAGAGUUGGACAUGGAUGAUCUGUCUGGUUUGGCAGAACUGUUUGAAGAAGUUGAAAAUUCUAAAGGUGUUCCCGAUAAUGAAAUGAGGGCAGUCCUAGAUGAAAAGGGUGCCCUUACCUUGAAGAAGUCUGCUGGGUUGGCAGAUGAGGUUGUUUCAGCCCGCGGGGUUGAGUUUACUCCAGAAGGGAGUUGCCCAGAGAGUAGCUGGGAGAAUCAGGGGAAUUUAGAAUUUGGACCGGGUACGGGUAUUGAAAGCCUGGAAGAGGCAAGUGUCCUGUUUGAGUGUGUCCAAGAUGUGGAUGCACAUGGUACUGAACCUAGUAAUGGAGCUCAGAAAAAGUCUGAGGUAUUUGAUUCAGUUGACAAGGAAGGCAGUCCUUGUGGGUCAGAUAGACUUGGUUCAGCAAAGAAAGGGUUAACCUUGGUAAUAGUGGGAAGUGAGAGUUCCCAGGUGUUUGUGCUCGAAGGUGUGUUAAAAGUUAAUGUGGAGAUCAAAAGUGGGGAGAUGAAUAUUAUUAUUGAAGGAAACGGGAAAUAUGUAGUUCCCAAAUCGAAUGACGAAAACUUAAAGCCUGCGGAUCACUUACAGGUUGAGUUGGAAGAUGACAGGGCCCCCCAUGCUAUUGUUAUUCCAGAGUGUGGUGUGAAAAGGCAGAAUUUGAAAUGCUGCUUGAACAAAGAGUUUGAACUGAAAACUAAUAGCCUGAAGGGUCCUGAAGAGAAAGCUAGCAACUUGUGUAAAAUUAAAGAAUUGGGUGGAAAUUCAGAAGAUGGUCUAAGUUUGGGACACAGUGUUGAUAAAAUAACUCCUAUGAAAAAAGCGGGCGAAGCCUAUUUUCCCAGGGUACCCAAGCUCCCCACGUGGGAAUUAACCGGAAAAGAGGCGAGGGUUAAUGGGGACGCCAUUUUUAAAUAGGAAAAGCCGGUUUUACGGAAUUUCGACAAAGCAUGUGAAUAACAAAGACAACCCCAUGGAAGCCUGCUUGUUAAGUUUGAAAGCAACGGAAAGAUUAGUAUUUGCAUGAACUUUUGUAGUAUACCCGUAAGCUAAGAUCACAACUCUUUAGUUUUUGUUUGCUGAAGGAAAGAAAUAAAAAUAGGUGGUUAUUAAAUUGAAGUCUGAUGCUACAAGACUUUAGUAAGGUACAAGAUGUUAAGAUAUUAAAGAAAGUGACACUGUAAUCAUUAACUGUUUAGAUGCUGAAUUGAAUGUAUAACUGUAUUACUCUGUUAAAAAAAACCUUUUGUAUUGUGUUAGAUUCUAAAAUCCUGUUUUCACCGAUGGUGAAAACGCUUUGAAGAAAGGGGGUGUUAUGAAAGUACCACAGCUCUGAGGGGCUGAAGGGUGCGGGGUAGCCCCCUCCUUUUUGAGAAUCGCAGGAUCGCUAUUGAUUUGGGCCAGGAGACCCAGGAAAUGAGAGAGAGACGUUUGGAAUGUCUUCACCCCCCAGCGAUAUAAAGCUACAGAAAAUGGCCAUUGUCUCUUGGAGAUGGAAUUGUGUAUUAAAAUACUGUGCUUCGUGGAAGCCCUCAGGCAAAGUGGGCUGGUUGGUGGAGGGAUUGCAUCAUCCCAACCUGAUUGACAUCUGAGACCCUGUGAGCCAGGAUUAAGGAGGGUCUGUGGGAACAGCCCCUCAGACGCACCAGAAGAAACGCUAGCGAUCCCGUAAUAGCAAAAGCCGGUGGGGAGGCCAAGUGCGUCCGGUUCCAUUUGCCCUGGAAUCGGUGUGCCUUUACCACAGAAGAACUGUUUUUAGCUAACAACAGGGAAAUCAACUCCCAACGACUCUCGAAGGAUUGACAUCAUAAAAGGACUGGGCAAGUUUUAACCCGUCUUUCUCUCAAACCAAAACGCUGCAGCUUGAAUGAACUAAAGUGACUUUUGUAUUUCCAUCGGACAAUACAUUAUCCCCUAGACAACGAUAGAGCUAUUCCUUAUUGAUUAUUAUUAUACCCAUGCUUUAAGAGUUAGUAUUGAUGACAUAUAUUAUCUGUAUGUUUGCAUUGAUAAUAUUUUGUGUAUUUUUAUCAAUAAAUACCGUUAAAAAUAGUACCAUCAGACUUCAAUGGACCUCUCUAUCUUUGCUGGUAAGUGACCCAGUUACGGGGUACGUAACAUAGUUAACCUCUACAAAGAGUUAUCCUUCUCCAAUGAAAAAAUGAUGAAAAGAAUAAUCAGUGUAGAAAAUAGAAACAGUAAUAAUUUGCGAAUUCUGGGUCUGGAAGACGCUGACCCUACGAAGUUCUUUGCAAACUUUCCGAAACAGUUAUACCCUGUUUUAUUCACUUCUGCGCUGAAGCUUGCUCGAGCAUAUCACUCGCCGACUUCGAAGCCAUUGUCCUUGGCAGUGAGACCCAGGUUAGUCAUUCUAAGUU
This is a messenger RNA of Hypanus sabinus (Atlantic stingray), 4676 nucleotides long. It is a transcript of the gene bckdhb, whose product is annotated as branched chain keto acid dehydrogenase E1 subunit beta. Gene Ontology annotation, molecular function: catalytic activity. Lineage: Eukaryota; Metazoa; Chordata; Chondrichthyes; Myliobatiformes; Dasyatidae. The record is from RefSeq and is a predicted model, not a curated record. The transcript has 5 exons. Gene Ontology annotation, biological process: response to nutrient; branched-chain amino acid catabolic process. The coding region runs from base 2182 to 3216 and encodes 344 amino acids.